This is a messenger RNA of Cyphellophora attinorum, 1473 nucleotides long. Its product is annotated as Alpha-amylase. The record is from RefSeq and is a predicted model, not a curated record. Gene Ontology annotation, biological process: carbohydrate metabolic process. Bases 1 to 1473 code for a protein of 490 amino acids. NCBI's taxonomy places the organism in Eukaryota, Fungi, Ascomycota, Eurotiomycetes, Chaetothyriales, Cyphellophoraceae. The transcript is spliced from 4 exons. Gene Ontology annotation, molecular function: hydrolase activity, hydrolyzing O-glycosyl compounds; calcium ion binding.
AUGGCGCCGACUCCUGAAAACGCUACAUUACUCCAGGGCUUCGAAUGGAACGUGCCCGCAGACCAGAAGCACUGGAAGCGCCUGACCGCGAUCCUCCCAGCGCUCAAGGAAAUAGGCCUUGAUGCCGUCUGGCUCCCUCCGGCUUGCAAAGGAGCAGGCGGCUCGAACGCCAACGGCUACGACAUCUACGAUCUAUAUGACCUAGGCGAGUUCGAACAGAAAGGCUCGAGAUCUACAAAGUGGGGAUCAAAGGAGGAUCUGGACGCCCUUGUUGCCAGAACCGAGGAGACCGGCGUAGGCUUGGUCGUUGAAGUGGAUAAUGACAACCGCAACCAAGACAAAGGCGAGCCCUACGAAAUCGAAGCAUGGCUCGGCUUCGAUUUCCCUGGCCGCGGCGACAAAUACAGCAAGCAGAAGUACCACUGGGAGCACUUCAGCGGGACCGACUACGACGCCGGCAACGACCGCACCGCUAUCUUCCGCAUCGUCGGCGACAACAAGCACUGGUCGAAUUCCGUGGCUGAUGAGUCUGGCAAUGCUGAUUUCUUGAUGUUCGCCGACGUCGACUACGCGCACCCUGAAGUCAUCUCCGAUGUUACUCACUGGGGAGAGUGGGUUGUCAAGACGCUAAAGUUGAAGGGCUUCCGGCUUGACGCUGUUCAGCAUUUCAGUGAGCGGUUCACGAAUGAGUGGGUUGCGAAUCUGGAGAAACAUUUCGGCAAGGAUAAGAUUUUCCUUGUGGGCGAGUUUUGGAGUGGAAAUGUCCAGGAGAUGUUGAAGUGGUUGGAGGAUAUGCACCACCAUUUCACGUUGUAUGAUUCGCCGUUGGUGUAUAAUUUUUCGAGGAUAAGUACGAGUGAGCGAGGCGACUUGCGCAAAGUGUUCGAUGGGAGUCUUGUGCAGGCGCGACCGGAGAGCGCUGUGACGUGCGUUAUGAACCAUGAUACGCAGCCUGGUCAGACGGUUGCGACCAAGAUCGAGGGCUUCUUCAAGCCCCUGGCAUACGCACUCAUUCUCUUGCGGCAAUCGGGGUAUCCGUGCGUGUUCUACGGCGACCUCUUUGGAAUGAAGGGCGAUAACCCAGAGGAGCCCUCAUGCGGUGGAAAACUGGCACAUCUAAUCCUCGCCCGCAAGCUGUUUGCAUAUGGCGAGCAGAACGACUAUUUUGACGAAAACGCGAACUGCAUUGGCUUCGUUCGUCGAGGCACCGAAGAUCGAAAGGCUGGAUGUGCGGUCGUCAUGUCCAACGCAGAUCCAGGCCAGAAGAAGAUGUUCGUUGGAGAAGAGCACAAGGGCGAGAACUGGACAGACCUGCUGGGUUGGCAGACGGAUGAGGUCAAGAUUGAGGACGAUGGAUUCGGGGUGUUCAAGUGUAGCGGAACAAGCGUGAGUGUGUGGGUUGGCAAGGAGGCGGAAGGUCGAGAUAAGGUGGACGCUCUGAAGUUCGACGAUGACAUAUACGCAAUGGCUUAG